Molecule: messenger RNA, 2783 nt
Organism: Pelobates fuscus (common spadefoot toad)
Lineage: Eukaryota; Metazoa; Chordata; Amphibia; Anura; Pelobatidae
Gene: FASTKD1
Product: FAST kinase domains 1
Exons: 15
Coding region: 226-2724 (832 amino acids)
Biological process (GO): regulation of mitochondrial mRNA stability; mitochondrial RNA processing
Cellular component (GO): ribonucleoprotein granule; mitochondrial matrix
Molecular function (GO): RNA binding
Source: RefSeq, a predicted model, not a curated record
CCUGCCUGUAGGUUGUCACAUGUUUCAUGGGCUCUAAGACUUCCUGCAGGUCAGUCCAUUGGGUUUACAGCAGAUCUAUCUUCACAAUCAUGUUUUUAUUAUUAACUAAAAUCAUUAAAACAUAAACCAAUGAAGAUUGAAAUAUAUUCUGCAGAAUCAAUUGACUUUUCAGAGAAGGAACAAUUAUUUUUUGUUUCCUGAGAUUUGCCUCUACAGCCGCAGGACAUGUUUCGUUGUCUCAGCCGAUGCCGUCUUUCUCUGAGGAUAAAUCAGACCCGCUUUAUGACUACAGAUCCAUUACUGGAUCAGCUGAAGACAUGUGUUGGUGAAGAUCAAGUUCUUCAGUUGAUUGGGAAAAACAAAGCUAAACUCUCAGUCACUCAUGUGGGUUAUGCAAUCAACAUGCUCUGGCAUUUCCAGAAAGAGAAGGCAAACACGCAAAGAACCAUCGACCAGAUUAGACAUCACCCUGACUUCAUUGCUUUGCGCAUUUUAGCGGAGAAUAAAAUUGACCUAAUGGAUGACAAUAUCUUAGUAGAAACUCUGUACAACAUGCUACGGUUUAAUGUGGAAGAACACGAUUCUCUUAUACAACAGCUGGUUGUGGAAGGAUGGAAAAGACUAGAAGGGUUUAACGUGUCAGAACUGUCUAAAUUUUCGGUCUGUCUGACAGAGCAGCAUAUGAAUACAAGCCCAAUUAUAGGGCAAAUAGCCAGUAUUGUGGAUAAAAGACUGGACGAUCUGCAAGAUGCAAGAAUCCUCUCCAGUUUAAUGGUCAGCAUCUGUGCAGUCAUUUCCCCGAGACUACGAGAUCGACUUAUCGAGAAAGCCGAGUCUCUUAUGGAUGCAACAGGAAACUGUCAUUUCAACCAGCCACGCAGGAUUGUGCAAUUCCUCAGAAAUAUUAAAUAUACACACAGGCCACUUUUAGAAAAGUGUACCCAGAGAUUCAUUCAGGGUAUUAAUGAAAUGGACCCAGAAAUACUAUGCAUUGUCAUUGGUUUGUACCAAUCUCUACAGUUCCACAACUCAGAUUUUCGAUUGAUGGCAAAGGCUCGGUUGUUGGAAGUAAUAGACCAGUGUCAUGAUAUUGGUAACUUUACUAAAUUAUUUGCUACACUUGGACCUAUGGCCAAUCAAGAGAUCCGAGAAAAACUUGAAGAAGAUGCCAUGAGUGUGGUUGACAAAAUGAGCCCUCAACAGAUUAUGGCCAUUCUUGGAACCCUGGAGGAAAUGGAAUGUAGAAACAUCACCCUAAUCCAGAAGGUUGCUUCACUGUUACACAAGUAUUUGGAUUUCUACAGACCAAUAGAUUUGGCUAAAGUAACCCAAGCGUUGGUGUUUAUGCACUGCCAGACACCUGAGGUAUUUGCACAGCUACAGAAGCUUUUAAUAAGAUCUUUGAAAGCCAGCUUUAUACCAAGCGAAGUAGCUAGGUUGACCAGGGUCCUCACAAUGUUGCCUUCUCCUCGAGUAGACGAAGAGAUCAUUUCUAAGGUGGAGGCUACGUUACCGCAAUGCAGCCUUAGUGACCUCAGCACCUUGGCUAUGGCGAUCAUUAAAUGGAUGCGGAUAGGCACCAUGUCUCAUCAUAGUUCAUCGAUAGCCUAUGGGAACCUCCUUAAGAAACUAAAUAGUUGUGGACUUAAAAGAAUUCAGCAAAUAGACAGUAUUGAUUUGUUCUUAGAUGAACUGAAGUACAUGACUGGAGACUGGCUGGAAGAAGUCCUUUUAGGGGAAACCAUAAAUACUUUUGAUCGAUUAUUAGAUCAGGUCACGUGGCAAAACAUCCCAGAUAUUGCACUGUUUAUUACUCGAACCCACUACCUUCAUCCCCCACUUUUAGACAAAAUUGCCUCUGUGACAAUGGAGAACAUCUCAAAGAUCCAUUACAGUGCGACAUAUGCAAUUCUGCUUCCAUUUAUUGUGCUCAAUUAUGAAUCCACACAAUGUGAUGAGUUCUUUGAUGCAUGCAUCCAACAUUUCCUGCCACACUUAAAUUCCUUUGAUCCCCACCUUUUGGUUCUGAUUGGCUACGCACUGGCUGUCGCAGAAUACUUUCCAGAGGAACUAAUCAAAACUAUAUUCAACAUUGAUUUCUUGGGCAAACUGGAUGCUCAGUUGGAAACUCUCCCAGAUGCUUUAAAUAUUCGGAUUCGGCUCCGUCUGAUGCAGCUGAACCGCGCAGUGUGUCUGGAGUGUCCAGAAUAUCAGAUCCCUUGGUUUCAUGACCGGUAUUGUCAGCAGGUGCAGCGCAAAGUGAAUGGUAGCAUAAACUCAGUGCAGCGACAGAUUCACCAGUUGCUUGGAGAAAUUCUUGGAGGAAUAAAUUAUGUGAAAGUUUCUGUGAUGACUCCCUACUACCAUUCCAUAGAUUUUGAAUGUGUACUGGAUAAAAAUAAAAAGCCCAUCCCCUAUAUGGACCAGAAUAUGUUGUCAGCUGAUCUGUCAAAAUUGCAAUGGGGACUUGACAAGCAAUUAGGGGAAACAAAGUCCUUACCCCCAGGGGCUCAGAGGGUAGCGGUGGACUUUCUUGAUUCCAAGGCGUUCUGCAAGAACUCUUCUCAUAUCAAAGGAGAAUACAUCAUGAAGAAGAGGCACUUAGAGAUGCUUGGAUAUCAUGUGGUUCAGAUUUCUAGUUUGGAGUGGAAUUCAAUGGAACUGUCCACAAAAGCUGCUUGGAAAGAAUAUCUACGAAAGAAUCUGUUUGAAAAUGACUUAUGAUCUUCUGUUUUUUUUUUUGUUUUGUUUUUUUAUCUAGAAUUAAUUUAUAUUUUAUUGCU